AUGAAAACCAUGAUGAAUAUCUUUUAUGUCAUCGCUACUUCAAUUUUCCUUCUCGCUCCUUCCAGCGAAGGAUUCACAGUCUCUGGUGAGCAAUCGCCGAAGUCAUCAUCAUCAUCGUCACAAUUGUUCUAUACAAACGAUGGUAUGACCUUGACGAAACCCACAACCACAACGGCUGAGCCCAUUAUCAAGGGAAAGAAACCCUACAUCACCAAGUUGAGUAGCUUGGACGAACUGAAAUACUUUGUCCAAGAAGAUGAUAGAAUGGUUGCAAUAAAAUUCUAUGCGCCAUGGUGCAAAACAUGCCAACGCCUCGGUAUGCAGUUUACAAGGCUCGCAACCGAACUUGGCGAUGGCAUUGCCUCUCGCAAAAUGGUGGAGGGCCAAGUGCGAUUUGCGGAGGUGGCCUAUUCACCGCAAACGAACCACUUCAUUCAGGAUCAACUUCAGGUCGCAGCAGUUCCAACCCUGCAAUUGUACCAUGGCGUGAACAAGCUGUGGCAACGGUCCGGGACAAAGGAUACUAGAGAUCUACGAAAUGAGGUCUUGAAACUAAAGUCCAAGAGCAAGGAAGAGCUCUUGAUAUUAGGCGAAGAACAAGAUGAUGGCAUUUUGCAAUAUGCCAUUGAAGAUACCAUGUACGAUGCUCCAGACUUUCUGCUUGAGGAGUGGUAA
This is a messenger RNA of Cylindrotheca closterium, 675 nucleotides long. NCBI's taxonomy places the organism in Eukaryota, Bacillariophyta, Bacillariophyceae, Bacillariales, Bacillariaceae. The record is from the annotation of a GenBank genome assembly.